Molecule: messenger RNA, 1386 nt
Organism: Exophiala bonariae
Lineage: Eukaryota; Fungi; Ascomycota; Eurotiomycetes; Chaetothyriales; Herpotrichiellaceae
Exons: 2
Coding region: 1-1386 (461 amino acids)
Biological process (GO): regulation of cyclin-dependent protein serine/threonine kinase activity
Cellular component (GO): nucleus; cyclin-dependent protein kinase holoenzyme complex
Molecular function (GO): protein kinase binding; cyclin-dependent protein serine/threonine kinase regulator activity
Source: RefSeq, a predicted model, not a curated record
AUGGUUGACACAAAUCAACCUCAAGACGAAGCCGCUACUAGGCCUAGGAGCGCUUCACAGUCUACUGCAACAAGGCAAAGAUCCUCUUCUACCACCAAUCCCCAAACUCCUACCAACCGAGAAGACGACACAGACGUUCCUCAUACCCCAGCCGCCCAACGCAAUCAACAACAUCAUCCUUCAAGUACUCAUUCCUCUACCUCACGACAACAGACAUCCUACUAUCCUCACAAUGUAAAUCAACAUAGCCGCGGUUUCGAUCAAUCGGGGUUUCCGCUUUCUAAUGACCCUCGAGUGGUCGUCGCUUCAUCACCCCCAGGCUCCCCUCGACUACAGCCAACCUACCGUUCCACCAGAUCUCUCGGAGGCUCAGAGGCCACUUCUCCUAGUAGGAUAAAGAUCCGGGACCUGUCACACAUUCGCAGUUUUGCAAGUGAGGAAUAUCUGGCACGACCGAGAUUACCUUCCAGACAACCUAGUGGGUUUUCGGAUACCGGAAGGCAAUAUGAAAUCAGUUCCAUGCCAGUCACGGAUAUCAUUGAGAUGGUUGCAGGCCUUCUUACCAAGAUUACCACCACGAACGACCGUCAGCAUGAACAUCAUCGACCCGUCGCUUUGACCGAAGAACAGAGCCACCUCAAUCCACAAGCCAACUGCGUACUCGCUUUUCAUGGCAAGAAUGUGCCAGGCAUCACAAUUCUGAGUUACUUGAGCCGGAUACAUAAGUACUGUCCGACCACUUACGAGGUUUUCCUGAGCCUAUUGGUUUAUUUCGAUCGAAUGACAGAGGCUGUGAAUCGAAGGCUGUAUGGCAACGCGACUGGGGGCCCUGGUGAUUCUCCAGCAACUGCUCCAGAAUCAUCAACACCGAAUGCACGAUCUCCAUUACCCAUGAAUGUGGAUAGUCCUCAACAGCACACCGAUGUCACCACUCCCCCUGCCUCGGCGCCGAAUGCUUCACCUGAACAUCGUGCUAUUACGAGAGAACCAUCAUUUGCACGUUCAGGAAAUCCACAAGAUUUGUCUCAGUUUUUCGUGGUUGACAGUUAUAACAUUCAUCGACUUGUCAUUGCCGGCGUUACUUGUGCUAGUAAAUUCUUCUCCGAUGUCUUCUACACGAAUUCCAGAUAUGCAAAGGUUGGCGGUCUUCCUCUCGUGGAGCUCAAUAAUCUCGAACUUCAGUUCCUCAUCCUUAACGACUUUAGACUUUCGGUACCAGUGGAGGAACUCGAGGCAUAUGGUACAAUGCUGGUGGAAUUCUAUGCUCGAGAACUGGUUGCACAACAACAAGCAGCGCAUGCUGCGACUUCACCAACCUCUACAGAUGGAAUGUAUAUGAGAUCGGGUCGACCAACUCCAGGACAACCCUCAGCUCCACCGACAUGA